AUGUGUCCGUUACCUUUAAUCGCACCGCAACUAAUAGCCACUCCUCGCUCUGCGAUUGGCCGUCGCCCUCGUACCGAGUCCUUUGUGUGACCCCAAAGUUUCAACCGCAAGACGCCACGUCUCUCCCCUAUCGUCCAAUCACAGGGUUGCGCUGUUCAGCCUGUGGUCUCGCACGUGGCUGUUUCUCCAAACGUGUCGACGUAA
Messenger RNA from Brassica rapa (field mustard), 204 nucleotides. RefSeq lists its product as uncharacterized. NCBI's taxonomy places the organism in Eukaryota, Viridiplantae, Streptophyta, Magnoliopsida, Brassicales, Brassicaceae. The record is from RefSeq and is a predicted model, not a curated record.